Pelagomonas calceolata is the source of this 1441-nucleotide messenger RNA. NCBI's taxonomy places the organism in Eukaryota, Pelagophyceae, Pelagomonadales, Pelagomonadaceae. The record is from the annotation of a GenBank genome assembly.
CAUCGAAAGCCAUUCAGUACGGCUGCUGCAGCGGCAUCGAUAGUGAUCAGCAGCGGUGCCGAUUAUACUUGCAACGAACUCAGUUAUCCAGUUGAGCGAACUCUGCUUGACGCGCACUGCUAGCAAAAAAAAAGCACAAGACACAGCAGCAACCAUGCAGCACGCCGCAGUGGCUCAAAACCUGGCAGAGGAAGUCGCAAAGGUCGCCGACCAACUCAAAGACUUCGAGCUGCGCGCCAUCUCCGCUGCCGGGCGCGGCCUUACCGCUCGUGCCGAUGCUGCUUUGGAAUCGAGGCGCGAGUGGCCGCCGGCGCGGGUCCAGCCGGAGCUCAUCCUGCAGUUUCUGACGUCGCCAGACGUCGCGUCCGGGCUGCGGGUCUGCGUCCGCUGGAGCGAGUCAGCUGAGGCCGCCUGCCGUUUAGUUGCUCUGCGAUCCCGGGCGCAAGAGCUCGCGGCGGCCAUAGAUCCAGACUACAUGCAGCGGCACCCCGCCCUCACUUGGGAGAUGCGCAAGAGUCUGGUAGACUGGAUUGCGGCGGUCCAUCACAGUCGCAGAUUUUCUCCUGAGGUGCUGUUUCUCGCAGUGCGCAUUAUCGAUGAAUACCUUGCUGUCGCAGAACCUGUUUUGCAGCCUAAUUUGCAGCUCGUGGGUGUGGCGGCGCUCGCCCUCGCGUGCUUCCGCGAGAGUGAUUCCCAUAUUGUGCUCCACGCGCUGCACCUCCACGAAAUCGCACUUAGCGCCGACAACGCCUACGACGGACCCACCAUCCUUGCAAUGGAAAAGACGAUAUCCCAAGCACUCGCGGACGGAAAUGCAACGUAUGCAUCUUCUUCGGUUCGUACCGUCAUGAUGUCGUACCUCAAGGCGGAGAGCUCCGACGACGACUGUUACAUGGUGUGGAUCGCCUCGUGCGUCGCCGAGCGGAUGCUCCUGGAGCACAAGAUGCUCAAAUACUUGCCGUCGAUGGUCGCUGCAUGUGCGGUCUACGUCGCGCGCGGCAGCCUCGACAAGACUGCCUGGACGAAAACUCUCGAGCGCUGCUCGCAGUACUCCGCGGACGACCUGCGAGCUUGCCUCGAGGACGUGAAACAUUUCAUGGUUGUACACAGGCGUUCGACAGAAACUGUCAAUGAAUUAAUUGUAUACGUUAAGUACAGGAACAGGCGGCUUGGCGCGCCUGCGAUGAUUCCGCUCAGGAUCGGCGAAUGGUCAUAUAACCGCCAAUUGGACCUCGAAGUUCCACCCGAUUACGACAAAUCGCCCUUGCUUUACCCGGUUUCGGCGAAUAGGGCGGAACUGGAGAUGUAUUCGCGUCUACCAGUGCCCCGCAUGCGGCCUCGGCCCGGACGACGCGGGGUGACCCCGACGGCACCGAGGGAACCCCAGGAGGACUCCGGCUCGUGUGUCACUAUGUAGUGUAAGAAAGCAAUAACAAUGAGG